Labrus mixtus (cuckoo wrasse) is the source of this 4166-nucleotide messenger RNA. Its product is annotated as cell surface glycoprotein 1. NCBI's taxonomy places the organism in Eukaryota, Metazoa, Chordata, Actinopteri, Labriformes, Labridae. The transcript has 12 exons. The record is from RefSeq and is a predicted model, not a curated record. Bases 243 to 1220 code for a protein of 325 amino acids.
CUUCCAAUCCAGACAAAAGGAAGGGCAUCGGAUCCACGGCGGCGCGCACUCAGCCGAGCAUCUGAGCACCUUGGAGACGCAACCGGGCUUUGAUACGACGCACAAGAACGCACCGGCACACCGACGCACACGCCCUCCCAGAUCCACCUGAAACCUCCAGGUCUGCUUAAUUGUCCUGUUUGAAAGCCGAGGAAAGGCACUGUGAUCCCCGGGUUCAGUAGCAGCCAGAACACCGUGUUCCCAUGAUGUCAUACCUGUGGAUUCUGCUAUUAGGAAGCCUGCUGGCCGCGAGCGCCAAGGCACAAGAUGAUGGAGCCCCAACAGAGGAAGUCCCAGCCCCUGAAGCCCCCGAGGACCCAACCCCCGAAGCAGAGGCAGCAGCAGACGUUGCCAAUGACGAGGAAACUGAACUCGCAUCUGAGGAAGUACAUCCGACCGAAAUUGAGCCUGAGCCCACUCCUGACAUCGAACCCACUGCUGAAAUCGAGCCCACUGAUGGACCUCAUUCAGUGACAGAGGGAGACACCGACCCUGAAGCUGGGGAUGCUGAACCAACUCCUGCAGAUGAGGACACUGAGGCAGGGACUACUGCAGCAGCAGACAUAGAGGAGGAAGCAACUACACAAGAGCCCGCAGCUGAUCCAGAGCCCACAGCUGAUCCAGAGGCUGAACAACCAACAGAGAAAGACGACGACGAGCUGACUACCACAAGCGACGACACCACUCCCAUUCCUGAGAAGGUGGUACCAGCAGCAGAUCCAGAUGAUGCAGAUAGUAAGGAAGAGCCAACUGAAGCAGCUGACAAAGACGACCAAACAGCCGUCCUCGUCCCUGAAAUUAUACCUGAUGCCGCUGCACCUAAACAGAAUGCAGAUUCAGAAUUCAACUUGGAAGAUGCUCUGAAAGAGGGUCCUGCCGUGGAAAACCCAGCUAACCCCGGAAAGAGCCGCAGUUUGGACCCUGGGCCAAAAUCUGCUGGCGCCACAGGAGAUGCAGACAAACCUGAUGCCCAAGAGGGCGGCUCCAGCUCUUUAGCAGGCAUCCUGUGUGCUGUCGUAGUCGCCGCAGUCGGAGCAGCUGCCGGUUACAUGGCCUAUCGGAAGAAGAAACUGUGCUUUAACAACAGACAGGAAGCAGAUCCGGAAGCGGCGCGUAAAGCUAACGCAGCAGAGGCCCAGUCCGAUCCCCAGGUCCUUAGCAACCUGCUGAACUCCUCCUAGACCAGCGACAUCACAAAACCGCCUGGAACAACUACCGGCAAGCAGAGUGGCAACUCACUGUUCAGCUCUAUUAUGUGUGGAGCUAAAUUACUGUGAGGCCCCACAGUAGGGCAGUGUGUGUGUGUGUGUGUGUGUGUGUGUGUGUGUGUGUGUGUGUUUUUAAUGUGUGUGCAUGUGUGUCUGAAUGAGUGUGUGCGUGUCUGUGUGUGUGAACGAGCAUUUGUGUGUUCAUUCUUGUGUGUUUGGGUAUAUGGUAGGGGGGGAGCGAGUAAGAGAGCGGGUAAAGUAAGUAGAAAUAUGUGAACCUUAGGGAUGUUGUGAUUGUUAAAACAUAGGAAUUUAUUAAAAGAAUUGGUCAACUCUCUACUUUAAACCAAAUCCAUUUUUUAUUUCAAAGAAAGGACACUAUGAGAUUAAAUCUCAAAUGUAGUAUGACCAUAAGAUGGCUCAAUCAUAGAACUACUUUUUUUCAUAUGGCUACUACAGAGCUCUAGUAAUUAAUAUAAACCAGUGACCAAAACUUUAUACUCCAUAAUCAGUGACUUUUUUUCUGCUUAUACCGUCAUAAUUUGAGCCAUCCAUGUGAUCAAACAAAAAAAAAAAAUCCUGGAAACAAGUCACUUAAAAUGAAACAUAUGUCAAACAUAUUGUCUUAUUCAUAGUAACUGUCUGCAGCACAAACGCAGGGUAAAUGGAUAACAGGGGGCUUUUAAUAACUACCACUGUAUCUCCUGGAUUCUUUGGAAAAAAAAUAAGAAAAAGGAAUUAUAAUCCAAGGAUUAUGGUGAUGCAGUUACAUGGUCCAAUGUGUUUUUAGUGGGCCACAGAUGUCACUGUAUGUGUGCUUGUUUUUGUGUGUGUGUCCUUUUUUAAUUGGUGAAGGGGCUUAGUUUUUUUAUCCUGUAUGACGAUCAACACUUCUCAGUCAGUUCAGUUGAGACGGGGAGGGAGGGGGGGGGGGCAUUUGCAAUAAUUUACAACAACAACAAAAAACAAUAAGGAAAAAUCUGAUAUGUCAUUGAAAAUGGAUUAAAAUAUUCAGAAACGUUUAUUUGAUAUAUACUCUCCCUGUUGGGAAAUAAGGAGAUCGAGAGACGACAUCAAAAUUCACUGAGUUGAAGUGAAGUCCAGCCUUUUGUCGAGAGUCUACCUGACAAGCUAAAAAGCGAUCAUGUAAUAAUGUACAAGACAAUGUUCUGAUGUAGUCUGUGUGUCAAUCUAGUUGUGAUGCAGUCAUUUCUCCUCUCUAGUGCCUUUCACUGACACAGCCUGGCUUGAACAAUCUACAGACACAGAGAGAGCUGGGGCGAUGGAAGUGAAAAGAGGCAACAUAGUAGAUGAAUGUAAUUUAAAUAUAUUAGCCAGAAAAAAACGGAGGAAUGUAUGAUCUAAAAUCCAUUCAUAAAUGAUCAUGUUGGUUAGUGAGAAGCCUCACCUUGAAGUGCUCAUGUAUGUGAAGCUGUUACAUUCAUGUGACAGCUGCUGUAUAUGUGUUCACAGUGAGCCAGCAGGCUGUUUUUAUUUUUAGUACUUUUAUAUUUACCAAUAACGCAUUCCAAACUCCAUUUAUAUCAGCGCUAAAAACAAAAAAAAAGUCUCCUCGUUAUGUGUCUCUUUCUUUGAGCAAGCCAGUUGCUGUCACAGUGGUUUUUGUAUCAUUCAUAUUUCCAUCCUCCUGUGAUUUUUUAUAGGAAUUUUACAUUUUAGCAGUGGUGCCUCAGAGCUGACACAGAUAGUCUCGAGUCAACUUGUUUGCUGUGGUAUUUUGUGAAUAUUAUUGUGAAAUGCCUCAGAAGCAGCGCUACUGCAUUUAGAAAAAAAAAUACAAAAAAAAAGCCAGCCAUUUUCCUUUUUUUUUUUCUGCAGCUGUAGCACAAAAAUAUAAACUUCUGAAUGUCUUUCUGUUGCCUUGCAGUUUUUUGUACUUGCUCUGCUCCCUUUAAACUUUCAAAUAGGGUCAUAGAGUUUCUGCGUCGUGCUGCAGUUCAUGUAAAGUGUGUUACUUGUAAAGCACCAUAUAGCUGCAAUACAGGACAGAGACUGUUGCAAACAGCCUUGCCUCAAGCUGAGAAAUAUUAAUUAUCUGUGAUGAUGUCACAUAUCAAUUUAACCUACUGUAUCAACUGUGGGCCUGGUCGCAGGAUUUUAGCUCCGCCUUCUUAUCCUGUAAUCCGUGAUAGACUGAGUUUCUCUCAACACAUUGGGACCAAGCGGAAAGUGUGCCAGAUUAUCUCACUGCAUCUGCAACAAUAGCAUGGAGUUAUAAUGCACAAGAUACCCGUUAAAUAAGAAGUACAAGCUUUCAGAUAAAAAGCCGCUGAUGCCUUCAAAAACCCACAAUCCUUUAAAAACAGAAGCACUCUGCUGAUCUGCAGUGCACAUUCACAAACCUUCCUGGGACUGAUUUCAUAUCAAUGAGACUGAAACAACAACACAUUUUAAAAGGAAAGGGUAAUUAGGACAACUUUUGUUUUGCGCAUUGUGGUGACAAACAGUCGGAUUCCUUGUGAACACAGAUAACUGGAGCAUAUAGCAUCCAAACAAGAAUGUAAACCGAGGAAAUUGAAGACUUAUUGGGUCCUGAAGUGUACUUUUACUGAUGCCUUCUCUAAGGCAUCAGUAAAAGCUCUGACCAGUCCUGCCUUAUACUGCUUCUGAAACAUACAAGAGAGGUAACAAUGAACAGCAUCAUUAUCAGAAACAAGCAUUGAAACAAGCAGGUGAUUUUAAUAACCCCAUCUCUACGGGAGAAGCACUUUCCUAUCCUGUAUACAUCUUGAUUCAUUAAACAUAUUUAGACAAUUCAUGUUUGAUUUAGGUAAGUGAUUCUUCCUUUUUAUUUAAAUGUUUUGAGUGUCUUCUUUUUUUUGUCAUCUGGCACUUGUGUUGUUCUUCUGGAAUUGUGUAAAUAAUGUUUGAGGAGUCAAUUAAACAGUUUUCGUGGGA